AUGUGCCGACUUUGUGGCCGCGUGGUCAAAUGCAUCUUUGACAUCUUGAAGAGCGUUUACUACGAUCAGGCGGAUACCCGUCCGGCCAGCGUCAAGCUUCUCCGGAGCCACUUACACGGCGGGCUCAACAUCUCUAAUCACCCGUGCAUUCAGCAAUCUUUCGCUUCGCACCCCAAGUGUGUCGACUCUAAGACCAACUACUACAUCGCCGUUACUAGCUCCGUCAUCGUUCUCAUCACCCCUACAGUCGCAGCUGUCGAGGAUGUCAUGCCGUUCUUUCUCUACGACACCAACACUGCUCGGUUAUCGGAGGAGAAUGGAUACAUACAGUCCCUCAAGACGAGUCCAGAAACGGCGACACGGCUAUCUCACGCGGCUAAAAUCAAAGGGUGGCCAGGAGGUUCUUAA
Fonsecaea erecta is the source of this 408-nucleotide messenger RNA. RefSeq lists its product as hypothetical. The record is from RefSeq and is a predicted model, not a curated record. The transcript is spliced from 2 exons. Bases 1 to 408 code for a protein of 135 amino acids. Lineage: Eukaryota; Fungi; Ascomycota; Eurotiomycetes; Chaetothyriales; Herpotrichiellaceae.